Messenger RNA from Rhopalosiphum padi (bird cherry-oat aphid), 2228 nucleotides. Its product is annotated as inositol polyphosphate 5-phosphatase K-like. Lineage: Eukaryota; Metazoa; Arthropoda; Insecta; Hemiptera; Aphididae. The record is from RefSeq and is a predicted model, not a curated record. Gene Ontology annotation, molecular function: phosphatidylinositol-4,5-bisphosphate 5-phosphatase activity. Gene Ontology annotation, cellular component: plasma membrane; ruffle; cytoplasm. Gene Ontology annotation, biological process: phosphatidylinositol dephosphorylation.
GUCUGAUUACUACUACUACUACUACUAAAACUACUAGUAUUGUUACUUUUACUGUAACCUCUACAAGUAGCAGUUGUACUAGUUUUACCACUCGCACGACCACUGGCUCGCGAUAGUAGUAAAAUGCACACAGCCCGAGGACGUUCGGUUUACGGCGCUCUACGGUCGGUUCUUAUCAUCGCCGCCGACGACACAAGUGCUGACGCGUAACAUUCAACGACGAGGUGUUAGUGAUCACAUCGAUCUCCACGACCGGUUUCUCGUUUUCGUCCGACCAUGUACUACGUUUUCCCGUCCGCCGCUGCACCAGUGUAUUGCGCAGACCAAGAGCGUCGGUGUCUCGCGUGAACACCGUCCGUCCACAAGGGGCUCAAAGCCGUUGAUUUAAGUCGAGCAGUCACUUCUCAUGGACAAGCGAAAAUGGGUGAUUUAACAUUCUACACUGUGACCUACAACGUAGCUACUAGAUCUCCAAGACAACCUCUAGACGAUUUGUUACAAUGGAACGGACGCACCGAACACCAACUACCAGACUUUUGUUUAUUUGGGUUUCAAGAAAUCAAGGCUCAACCUCAAAACUUAUUACUCGAUGCGGUAUUUGAUGACUCAUGGACAGCAGCUCUAAGAGAUGUUUUAAGUGGCUAUAAUUAUGUAAAAAUACGCACUGUAAAAAUGGUUGGACUGCUGCUAAAUGUAUUUUGUAAACGAAAACAUGUAUCUCUUUUAAAAGAAAUGCAAACUUCAGAAACACGUACUGGAAUUUUGGGCCUUUGGGGAAAUAAAGGUGCUGUUAGUUUUAGUUUUAAAAUUUACGGAGCAACAAUAUGCUGUGUUAACUGUCACUUUGCUGCACAUGAAGAAUAUUUAAAACAUAGAAUAAAUGAUUAUCACACAAUCAUUGAGAGUCAACAUUUUGGUACAUCAAAAAAAACGAUUUUAAAUCAUGACUAUGUCUUUUGGUUUGGCGAUCUAAACUUUCGUUUAGACAAUAGUAAAUUGAAGUCAGCUGAAGAAAUUGCUAGCCGAGUUAAUAAUAUAAAUUCAUCACUAAGAAAUGCAACAACAUUAACUGACAUCUGGGCACAAGAUGAGUUAAGUUCAGUCAUGCAAAAGUCAAAAGCUUUUAAAGGAUUUUUUGAACAUUUACCAAUGUUUCCACCAACCUAUCGAUAUAUAUUUGGUUCAAGCAGUUAUGAUCUCAAGAGAAGACCAGCAUGGACAGAUCGUAUUUUAUACAAAACUAUCAAUCCAUCAAAUAAAAAAUGUGUACUAGAGGUACUAUCGUAUAAGUAUAUUGAAUCAAUACAAUUAAGUGACCAUAGACCAGUUUAUAGUGAAGCCAGUGUUCAAAUAUGUAGUGACGAACAUUUCAAUAAGGUUGACCAACCUGUAAUUUUCCAACCAAUUAACACAUGGCAAUUAGAAACGGAAAAUGAAAUUAAUUUACAAAUAAAAGAAUACAUUCCUUGGGCUAACGAUUGGAUAGGUGUAUUUAAAGAAAAUUAUACUAGUCUUGAUGACUAUUUAUCGUAUGUGUAUUUACCUUUAGAGACUAUUGAACGUGAAGAAGAAUCUAAUGAUGAGUAUAGAAGAUUUGAUAACAUGACAUCUAUGUGUAGGGUAAAAUUCCUUCCUGAAGUAUUUUCAGAUGGUUCUAAAAGAGUGUGUUUGAAAUUUUCUGAAACUUUAGUGCUGAAUCCGGGUAGUUAUAGACUAAUAUAUUUUAGUAGCACUAAUAAUUCAGUGCUCGGUGUAUCAAAUCCAUUUUUUGCUACCAAACAAACAUGCGAAUUAAAUACAUCUCAUGAAUUCGGUUGGUAGAAUUUCGAUAAUCCCCAACUGUCAUAUCAUUAGUAUAUUAUGUAUUUAAUUAGAAGGGGAAUUUUUUUAUAUUUGUUGAAUAUGUGUACUAGUUAUGUUUUGAAUUUAUAUUGUAUGUUUCUGUUACAAACAUGUGUUUAUUAUUUGCUCAUAUUAGUACUUAGAAAUUAUCUGUGAUCGAGGUUGUAGCUAUGCAUGAUUUACACAGCACUGGUUUUAGAUAAAAAAUACAAUUAUUGAAAUAACUGUUCAGCUAAAUGCUACGUCAAGCAGUACCAAUAAUCCACCUUAAGUUAAAAUGGCUGAUAAUGUUAAAUAUAAGAUGUUUGAUUUUUGAUAUUUUACUAUUUUAGUGUAUAUUGUAUUUUUAUUUUCAAUAUAUUGUAAACCAUUUUUUAUACCGUUAA